Ailuropoda melanoleuca (giant panda) is the source of this 2451-nucleotide messenger RNA. It is a transcript of the gene TRAT1, whose product is annotated as T cell receptor associated transmembrane adaptor 1. The transcript has 6 exons. Gene Ontology annotation, cellular component: T cell receptor complex. The record is from RefSeq and is a predicted model, not a curated record. Gene Ontology annotation, biological process: negative regulation of receptor recycling; positive regulation of T cell receptor signaling pathway. The coding region runs from base 210 to 773 and encodes 187 amino acids. Lineage: Eukaryota; Metazoa; Chordata; Mammalia; Carnivora; Ursidae.
UUUCCUGUUUGUAACUGAACAAAGUACACACAAAAGAUUUCAAGACACAGAACAGAGAAAACUGAGGUACGGGUAAAGACACAUUUUACUGGCACCCUGCUUCUAAAGUACCCGAACAACUUUACUUAGAAAAAGAAAAGUUUGUGGGGGCAUUUUUAAUCCGUAUAUUUGCCUUAUGGCUACAUAAGGAUUUCUCUGACAGAGGAAGCAUGUCAGGAAACUCGGAAUGCCAGUUUUAUGUCUGGAUAAUUGUAGCCUUUCUGGGAUUGGCUCUAGUUGUAUCACUGAUCUUCAAUAUUUCCCACUAUGUGGAAAAGCAGCGACAAGAUAACAUGUACAGGUACUCUGAAGACUACAUUCCCAGGGACGAUGAAUAUUAUACUGAAGACACACCAAUUUAUGGUAACUUAGAUGACAUAGUCCCAGAACCAGUGGAUGAAAACUGCUAUGAACAAAUGAAAGCUCGACCAGAGAGAUGUACAAAUAAACUGCAAGAAGCCACCCUGCCUGCACAGGCAACCGAGGAACCACAGAUGUUCUAUGCCUCACUGGAUCACAACUGUGAGGGGAAGCACAGAAAGCCCAAGAAAGAGAAUACUUACUUGUUAGACAAGGAUGAAGACGAGCAGUUACGUGCAGUGGAUGCCAGCCUUUCUAACACCACUUCGGUAGACAAUUUCCCACUUGGGAGCCAGGAAAUAGAGGAAAACGUUCACGAUGAUCCCAUCAGACUGUUUGGAUUGAUUCGUGCAAAGAAAGAAUCUAUAAACUAGCUGGACUAUGAUCUAGCUCAAUAAUCCAGCUCUUAUUGGAGAUGUUAAAGAAAACAAAAUCCCUAUAAGGACACAACAUGACUUGGGAGGGUGACAAUCUAAACCAUUUGUUAGUGGGAUGGUGGCUUACCACUUAUCCAGAGUUUAUGUUCUUGUACACCAAAUGUAAUGCCAUGAAAAUUAGUUAUUUGAAUUUGCUUAACAAAUGCCUGGUAGCAGAAUGUAAAAUAAAAUCAAGUUUGCAAAUUGAGCCUAAUUACAAAGUCACAACUUCAUCAACAAUACUUACUACUCAGUAAAAUAAAACAAAAAAAUGUUUUAAGCAUAUUUGAGAACAUGUUGAAAGAAAAAUAAAAGCCACCUUUUAAAAAAUAUUUUUCCUUUUUCACCCCUUAAUUGAAAGAAAUUUCUGAUUGAAAGACAUGGGACAUUAAAUAUAUCCCUACGAGAAGUGAAAGAGUCUUCUUAAGAAGUAUUGUUUCCAAAUGGAAGUAUCUUUAUUGCUUUUUAAAAUUAUAAAGUUAAUUCAUGCUCCUUGUAACAAUAAAUAAAUAUAGAAAAGAAUUUGGAUAACCCACUAGCCAGAGAUAAUCACAACGAGCAACGUUCCACAUGUACAUACAUCAGUUGUCUCUCUUUCUUUCUUUUUACCAAAAAAAGGGAGUGAUUAUUUUACACAUAGUAUUUGAACUUUUUCCACUUAAUAUAUUGGGGGUUUAUUUUCCUUGUUUUUUGAAUUAUACCUAAAUACAGUUACAUAUUAUCAUUUUAAUGCCUGCAUAGCAUCUCAUUGAUGACAACAUUAGAAUUUAUUCAAGUAAUUUGAAAGUACAUUUAGCUCAUUUCCAAGUUCUGUUUCUCACCUUUACAAAUAAUAUUGCAAUAAGAAUGCAUCUCCACACGUGUUUAAGUACUUACCUGACUUCUCGAGGCUAAAUGCCUGGGAAAAGAAUUGCUGCUUUAAAAAGUGUACAUCGUGAGUCCCCAUAGAAUAUAUGUCUAAAAGGUCAAGAGUUUGGUCAAGGUAUGUGCCCAAUUUAAAUUCCUAAACUGCCCUCCAAAUAGUUAUUUUAAAAAAAUCUUUCUAUUAUCUUUCUCCAUUUGGAAUAGGAGUUUAAUUGGGUCUCAAGUCAUCACUGACCAAGGAAAGUGUAUAUGUGAGCUGUCAGUCCUGCCCUCUAACCAGAGCUUAGUGGAUUUUAUUCAUUCUUUCUUCAGCUCUUUGUUGAGCUCCUAGUGUAGUGUAGGCCCUAAGGCGUGUACCAUGAGGGCAGCAGAUGUAAAACAAGGUAGGCCCUGCCUCCAGGGAACUAUAAAUGUGUAGAAAAGAUGAGUAUCAGGUUAAUAAAGUACCAGUACUACUAAAAAAAAAAUACAAUGAAGAAUAUUGGAGAAUGAGAAACAAUAAUGGAAAGAAGGGCAUCCCUGAAGAGAAAAUUUUAAUUCUGAGAACUGAACAAGGAGGAGCACCCAUGUAAGAAGAGAGGAAUCUACAUCAUUGAAUUAUAUUAUUUACUAGCUCCUAAAGAUAUUUGAAUUUUUUGCCUCUGGUUUAUAUCAUUUGAAUUCCACUCAAUAUUUUGAGUUUUAUGUAUCAAAUGUACUUGAUGACUUAUAAUUUGGAAGGUUUUUAAUGACAAAUUUAUAUUCCUUAAUAAAUAAAAGACUAUUCAAGUUA